UUAAGUUACAAAGCCUUCAUCUCCCACAUCUGUGUUUUGAAUCUAAUUAUUAAGUUACAAAAGCACUCGACUAAAUAUUUACUCCACACUCUAAAUGACCACAUUUAUUUCUUACGUCCGGAAAUCACCAAACGCUACUAUUCGGAAGCAUUCUCCUCAACAUUGGGUAAGGAUUGAAUCAAGUGAUGUGCUGGUUGAAAUGUUGCCGACGCCUAGAGGAGCAACAAUCGACGAGAAUUGGAAAGGCACAGCUGGAACUGAGGUCAUAGCUCAAAUUAUAUGUACAAAACCCAUCAUACUGUUGUCGCCGUCUUUGUCUAACAAUAUAUAGCGGACCUGAUAUCGGCAGAAGAAGGACCAGGUGUCAAGAGCGAUGAUCAAUCUUUGGAUGUCACUCCCUUUAGCCGGGAAUCGAAAGCUGGCAGCAGCUAUGGUACGUGAGCUGGGUUCCUCAGGCGUAGUGCAUAGAAUUAUUGUUUAUAGUACUACAGAUAAGCUGAUAACACCGGAUAACGAUAAUAAUCUCAAUGCCGGAAACGCUCGUUGUAUUCCGGAUAACAGGCCGCCGGGUAACCACGUAUUAAAGCCGGAAAGCCCACAACCACUUUCUAAUCGCACAGCCGACGAGCAUGACAAUAUUGAUUAUGUCAUUGAUAAGGAAAAGGCUCCGCGGGUUUCCAAACGACAGAGAUCUGACUCUCCUCUCUCUCGAAUAAACUCACACUGCUAUAAAAAGCGACAAAAGCGUUCUCGUUCACCAAUUCCAGAGAACGACAAGGGCGACAGGGCUUCUAGCAUCAACUACGACCUAUAUUGGAUGGCCCGCGAAAUCAUUGGCGAACAUAAUGUUAAUGGUGUAAAACACUACUUAGUGUCGUAUACCAGCUAUUUCAGUCACACCCUUCCCGUUUCGUAAUUCUGGUUUCGUAAGAUUUUGGCAGGAACUGUGGGGUUGAUGGGUAUUGGGUACUGAAGGCCAUGGAGAAUUGAUUAAAUUAUAAGAAGUAGGCUAGCUAUGGUAGUGCUUGAAAUAUACAGGGUUUUG
Molecule: messenger RNA, 1045 nt
Organism: Hymenoscyphus albidus
Lineage: Eukaryota; Fungi; Ascomycota; Leotiomycetes; Helotiales; Helotiaceae
Source: the annotation of a GenBank genome assembly